Messenger RNA from Trypanosoma cruzi, 373 nucleotides. RefSeq lists its product as uncharacterized. The transcript has a single exon. The record is from RefSeq and is a predicted model, not a curated record. Gene Ontology annotation, molecular function: transmembrane transporter activity. Gene Ontology annotation, biological process: transmembrane transport. The annotation marks the transcript as partial. Gene Ontology annotation, cellular component: membrane. Lineage: Eukaryota; Euglenozoa; Kinetoplastea; Trypanosomatida; Trypanosomatidae.
AUGGGGGGAAUUACCCAGAUAGAGGCGGAUCCUGCCGAUACAACCAGAUAUCUCUCUCCGACAGUCCGAUUUCGUAUUCCAGACGGUGAUUCGGAAUCCCGUCCCAAGACUGCAUUGACGACACUCACACUAUUGGGAGUUAUUUACACCGCGAGUAUCAGCGGGGGAUAUGGAUUGGAGGAGUCUGUCAGUGCAGGAGGACCUCUCUUGACGAUAAUCUUUCUAUUUCUUAUUCCAUUUUUAUGGGGCAUACCGGUGUCAUUGUGCGUUGCAGAAUUAUCCUGUGCAAUCCCGUCCAACGCGGGUCCUAUUAUGUGGGUGAAUGUUUCAUGUGCCUCGUGGUUUACAUUUUGUACUGUCAUAUGGACGGCUU